AGACUUCGAGUACCAGCAGAAGAAGGAAGCUAAUUAAAAAAAAAAAUCUGACUUGAAUAUCCAUGGCAGCGGCGUCAACGGCGAUUCUGCUCAUGGCCCUCCGAUCGGAGAGUCGGAAAUCCAACGGUUCUGUUCCCCUUUUACUCCCUAAACCCACUUGGGUUGUCAGAACCGAGUCAAAUGUUGGGCGAAAGAUAAUGAAGAAGCCUGAUCCACCAUGUGUUGUCUGCAAGGGGAACGGCAGAGUGGAUUGCUAUAAUUGUUACGGAAGAGGAAGGACAAACCAUGUUCAUGUAGAGAUGCUUCCCAAAGGAGAAUGGCCAAAAUGGUGCAAGAGUUGUGGUGGCAGUGGCCUCAGCUACUGCUCUCGUUGCCUUGGAACAGGAGAAUACAGGUAUAUAAUAGGCUUCAAUUUCAUGAAGCGAGAUGAUGAUGGCACCCAAGGUACCAAGUAUCAGAUUAAAGGUGACCGUGAUUCACAGAGUACAGCCGAUCGGUUGCUUCAUCAUGAACAGACUGAUGAUUCAGAUAAUUAGAUAUAGAGGAAGGAAACAAACAUGCAUGACUACAAUCAAGUCUGAUGAGAUUCCCAUAGCAAGUUUGUAACCCAAGUAGUGAUUGGAUGUUGUCCAUGACUUCUCAUUUGGCUAUGCAAGUACUUAAAUUGAUUAAAAGAAAACAUUUACUUUUAUUAACACUGGAAAUUCCAUUACAUUUUUUUAUUUAAAACCAAAUACAACCAUAUACAAACACAUAAUCCGAGGAAAAAAAUAAUAGCAUUCGAUUGCUGGAUUUCAUUCAUUCCAACUUCUGUGAAUA
Messenger RNA from Hibiscus syriacus, 819 nucleotides. RefSeq lists its product as uncharacterized. NCBI's taxonomy places the organism in Eukaryota, Viridiplantae, Streptophyta, Magnoliopsida, Malvales, Malvaceae. The transcript has 4 exons. The record is from RefSeq and is a predicted model, not a curated record. Bases 63 to 536 code for a protein of 157 amino acids.